AUGAAUCCUCGAAAUGGCCAAAUUUCACGAGCAAUGAGAAAUCGUACAUUAGAAAUCCAAUUUUGUGUUGAGGCUUAUCAGGAAGAAUUUUUGAAUAAAAACAUUUAUGAUGCCCUUUCAAUUAUAUUUAAUCCAUGCAUUGAUUUUCAAGCUAAUCUUACGAAUUCAAAGCUUAUGAAAAAAGAACUAUUAAUUUGUUGUCUACCUCCAGAACAAUUGUUGAAAUGCGCAGCUCUUUUUUAUGCAAAAAUGAAAUCAAAUUCAGGAAUUGAGUUUAAUAAAAUUUUGAGUUUGUUUUUCGACGUACUGACAAAUCAAAAUAUUAGUAACUUUUAUUUUUUGAAUUUUGUUAAUUUAUCAUAUUUUUUAGAUUUAUUAUCAACAGAAUUACCAAUUCAUUGUUACUUUCCCUUACUGCGACCUUCUCUUCAAGGCGAUUUACUCUUUAAUAUCAUCAAUUAUUUUUGCCGUUGUUGGGCUGCAAUUUUUAACAAAUCAAUUCAUUUAAACAUUCCAAUAGAAUUAUUUAUACAAAUGGCUUUUGUUUUUCCUUUCGAACUUGUGUUAGACAACAAUCCUUUUAUUCUUGAUUGUCUUACUAAUAAUUUUAAUUCUCGUGAACUUGGUUUAUCAAUUACAAAAAUUUACGAUCAACUGAAAAUUUUUAUUUCAAGAAUUAUUAGUGAAAAUGACAAAGUUGUUAUUAUUGAUGAAAUUAUUCUUUCAACUUUUGAGAACUUUCAAUUUCAUUAUUGCCAAUGGAAUCAAUUACAAUCAAAUAUUACAAAUUCAACUUAUCUUGGAGAACAAUAUUUGUCUUCUUUACGUGUCUCUGCUUGUUUGUACAAGCCGUUUACUACUUAUGAUCAGAUCUGUUUGUGUCUAGAACGUUGGAAAUACGAAGAGAAUUUGCUAGUUAAUAGUUGCCAAAACAUAGAAGAAUCGAAAUCUAUAUUUGCUCCUUUAAAACAUCAUUUACUUGAAUUAUUAAACAAAAUUGGUUAUCUAUUUUGUAGCAAUUCAACUUCUACUUCUCUAUUUGAUUGGAUUAAUGCAGGAGGAAAUGAACGAUUAUUUUUAUUUUCUCGAUUUAUGAGUAACUCCAAUUUAAUGCAGGAAAUUAAUUUUAAUGCGCAGCCACUAUCUUUGUUUUCAUAUUUGAGCAGUAACGCAUUUAUUACACAUUCUGCCAAUUCAUCGUUGUGGUCUCGUCUUAAUUAUAACGAUAAUCUCCUGCUACAUGUUCGAGUCUGUGAAAUGUCUAAUGCUUUACAUCAAUUGGAACGGACUUCUGAACUUUUUUGGGAUAUUGUUUUUGCAUCAAAAUGUUUAAAUAAAACAAAUAGUAUUCUUUUAUCUGAAUGUGAAAAACAUUUUUCUAUUACAUCAGCUUCUAGCCUUGACCAAAAUUUUUCAAUAAAAUCAAUUUUAUUUAAAAUAAAUUCAUUGACUCCUCCCAAAGGAUUUCUUGAUCAUAUAUUUUAUAUUCACAAACAUAAGAAUUAUUUACAAAUUAAAAAUCAGUAUCUUGAACAUUAUUUUUGUGUUUUGAGAGAUUUUCUUCAAUUAACGAUUUCUAAAGAUUAUGAUAUAGAUCAAGUUUGUACAAUUUCUUCCAGUCAUUCAAAAUUCUUUGCUGCUUUUUCUGAUGUAAGACAAACAACAAUUUCCCAGAUUAAUAGUUUAGAAGAAGAUUUUUGUUUUUGGACUAAAAAUCAGGGUGUUUAUCGAAUCGAAAUGCUAGAGGCUGACGAAAUAACAUAUAAAAAAAAUUUCCAAGAGAAUAUUGUUUAUGAAUUAUAUAAUUGUACUACUGCUUUAAAUGAACUUUUCACUCCACACUUCUUGGAAGAUUUAGAUAAAUUACAAACAAUACUACACCAAAAUGAAAUUGAACGAUUUUGUUCUUUAUUAUUGAAUGCUUUUCAAACAGUUCAUGUUUUGAGAAAACGCUUAUAUUCUUUGUUUUGUUCUAAUUUUCCAACAAUUCUUUUUUUUCCGGAUAUGUUUAUUCCUUAUUUAUUUGCUCUCAACUGCCUUGUUAUUUCCUUAUCCGAACAACAUAAACGUGCAAAGGAAAGAUUAACUACUAUUAUUUGUUGUACUCAAAACAAGAAAGUUAAUGUUUUUCUGUCCCCAUUUGAAGAGUUACCCAAUGAGCAAAUUAAUUUAAACAUUCUACUUAAUCACUUACUGUCUGACGAUGUUAAUUUUUCUCCUCGUCAAAAACUUCCCAUCAUUCUCUGGAAUAUUAAUUAUAUCAAAAUAAACUUCAAAAAUUCUUUGUUUGAAAAAUGUCAAAUAAAGUUUUUGCAAUGGCUUUUUAAACAUUGGGAAUUGUGGCAUGAAAAAUAUGCAAAAGCUAAGAAAGAGCAACUUUAUAUCGUAAAGAAGAAGGUUAACAAUGAAGAUCUAUUAGACGAUGAUGGACAAAUUAUUAAUUCAAAUGAUGUUGAUGAAGAAGAGAUCGAUAACUAUUUGCCUGACUUUAGCUUAUCUACUGAAAACGAACCAACUACCAAGACACCAAUAUCCGAAGAAACUGAUUUAUCUCUUAACGGCGAUGAUAUUUAUUCAGCACUACAAACGAUGCUUUUAUCAUCUGAAAAUCCGAAGCUUCCAUUUCUCAAUUUUAUGUCCUUCUUGGCUGAUCCUAAUCAGGGCUUAUUUUAUCGCAAUUUAUCAUCAACAACAAAUGGAAAUUUUGCAUUCCAUCAUCUUUUACAACUCAACGAGCUAUGUCAAAAAUUGGGAAAACAACCUAAUGAAGGACGACGUCAAAUAAUUUCUAAAUGUCUUCCGCUAAAUGUGUAUAAGGAAUCUGAACCAAGCUCUCUUAUUCAAUGUUGUGAAUUGCUUGAACCACUUCGAAUAUCUGCAUCUCAUUUACUUAAUGAAUUUCCUGAAAAUAUUCAUUUGCUUCAACUUUUAUCUACCAUUGAUAUGUUUAAUAAUGCGCAGGCAGGAGUUCCGCUCAUGAAACAUGCUGCACAAUUGGAACGAAUUUUAGAGUAUGCUGAAACAUGGGAAUCAAUUUCGGAUAGAGCACAUUCUAUGCGUGAACAAAUGUAUCCCUUACAAGAGUUACUUGUAGAAUGGCGUCGUCGUGAAGUUCAAUGUUGGAACGAAUUAAUUAGUUUUGUUAAGCGAGACACAUCACAACUUGCUGUUUUGGUCAGUUGGCCAAUUUUUAAAUAUGCAUUUGAGUUGGAAUGUGAUAAAAACAAAUUAUUGUUAAUGCUUACUGAGUGGCUUCAAAAUUCAACAUUGGGUGAUUUUGAAACUCGUAUUUGGACUGGUCGACUUCUUUCGCAUUUUAUUUCAUUAUUUGAACAAGAGAAUGAGAAAAUAAGUGCGAAGGAAUAUAAACUUUCUUGUUCCGUUUCAUGCAUUGUUGAUCAUUUUGAGCAGUUUAAUAAUCAAGCUAAAGAACGUUAUGCACAACUUUACAGCCCAAUCGAAACUGAAUUGCGAAAUUUUACUCGUGUUGUUUCUUAUAAUGAUCUGAAUUUAUGGAGUGUCCGUGAGUCAGUAAAGCGUGCGCAUGUUCAAUUAUCUAGGAUUCUUCGUAAAUUUAAGGAAAUGUCCAAUGAAGCACUUUCACCUAUUUUACUCGACAAACUGCCAGGAUUACCACCUCAAGCAUUAAAUCCUUUUCCAAGUUUUCUACCAUUAUAUAAUCAACUAUGUUCUGAUUCAACUCUUUCCCAAAUGCUCGACAAUUUUGAAAUAAGAUUUGAUAAACAAUUACAAAAAUUGAUUGCAUUGGAUGAAUUGUGUAAUAUCAAGGAAUCUGCUGCUGAUUUUCUUCAAUUAGUGAUGAAUAGUGUUUCCUAUCAAAGCAUUGAUAAAUCAAACGACUCUUCAAAUAAUUCUGACGUUGUUGACUCUGCAAAUGUAAAGUUACAUGGGCGGGCUUUAUUCGAACGUCAACAGCACUUUUCUCUUUUAAUUCGUUCUUUGAAUCGUUUUGGUCUCGGUUCAAGGCGUGCACAUAAAAUAGAUUCUGAGAAGCUAACUGUUGAAACACUUACACAAGUGGCUCCGGAUGUCAGGAAUUUACUCUUAGCUGGCGAUACGAUAAACUUAUUGUUUCGGCAUACAAUCGCCUCGAGAAAUGUAUUUAUGCGAAAGUUUGCUUCUUGGCGUCGCUGCUCUCAAGAUACCCCUCAUUUGGCCGAACAACUUUCUCCUUCCAUUUUGGAUAAUUUACGUGGCACUACUGAAUUUGGGUUAUAUUGGAUUUUACGUGCACUUAAUGGACUUGCUACGAAUGGUGCUUUGGAGGUCAAGCGUUUACAUUUAGUUUCUAAAUGUUUUGAGGCAGAGUUAGAGAAUCUAAUGAGACCGAAGGAUAAUUUAUCCACAUUUACCCAUAAACAAAUAACUCAAAAAUAUGCACAGAAUUGUGAUUAUGUUAAAAAUAUUCUUCAAAUUGUUGAUCGGAUUCGAAAGCUUCUUUCUUGUUGUCCAAGAGAACAUUACAAGCAAACUUCUCAUGAUUUAAGAAAUUUACAGGAACCUCUUGGCAUUCUUCGCCAAUCUGAUUUAGAGUUUUCUCAAUUAAAUAAAAAUGUUGAUGACUUGCUCGGCAUUAUAACAAAACUUGACAAACUCAACGAGAAUGAAAAAGAAUUUAUUUUACAUUUGCCUAUUAUUUUUGAAGAAGAGAGCAAUAUUAUAGAGGAAAAUAUUUGGAAUAAAACCCGCUUGUCUACAUAUUCUCAAAAUUUUUCUUUGUUACUCGAAGAUCUUAAAUCUAUCGUUAUGACAAAUAAUAUUCAGCACUAUUUUCCUGAGGAUUCCAGACGGAUUUGUGAAAUUAUUAACAAGAUUUCUUCUUUCAACGAGUGUGAAGAUGUUAUAUCUCAAUCAACUCACAAUCAGUCACAUUUCAAUGAAAAUUCAUUUGAUGAAUUACAACAUUUAAUUUUAUUUCGUCUCCAAAGCAUUUUCAAUCAAAUGGAAUCUUUGCUUAACUCCGAUGGUAUGAAUCGGUUCGAUGCAAUUAAGAGCUUGAUUGAAUAUUUUGGACAAAAUACAUUUAAGGCAAGCAACCAACUUAUCAAAAAUUUUCACAUCAUUUUUCUAUCGUCUCCAAUUCAUUCCGAUACAUCAGUUGAUUUACUUAACAAAUUCUCAAUUCUAGCCAUUGGCGUUCACAAAUUAUAUGAGCGUUUAUUGCAUUAUUUAUGUGAAUUUAUUUUCAAUUCGAUUUCUCUUCACGAACAUUGGGUUGCAAUUGGAUGUCAUUUAUUAACUAAUGGAUUUGUCAAUCCAAUUCCAAAAUCUGGACCAUCGUUACAAGGAGAUGAUAAAAGAGUUGAGAAUAUGUGUGGAUUUGGUGAUGGCGAUUUAACUAAUGAUGCUAAGGAUGUUGGUGGGGAAUUAGAAGCAAUGGAACAGAUUGAAGGACUUAAGAAUGGAACGGAAAAUAAUUUAAAUGAUAAUCAAGAUGUCGAUCAAUCAAAUGAAAACCCUUCUGAUGAACAACAAAAGUUGCCCGAAGUUGAUAAUCCUAUUGAUGUAGAUGACGAUUUUGCUGGGUGCAUUGAGGGAUUAGAUGCGCAAGAUGGCGAAGACGAGGAGAAUGGAGAUGAUAAUAAUUGUGAAGAAGAUCCGAAUGCUGAUUGGAAUUUUGGGGAAGUGGACGAACCAGAAGAAAAACAGUUGGAUCCAAAGCUUUGGGAACGAAAUGAAGGCGACGAAAAUGAACAAGAAAUGGAAGAAGAUGAUAAUGUUGGAAAGGGGGCUGAUUCGUUAACUGAAGAUCUUGUUGCUGCUCAACAUCAGAAACAACAGAAAAGUGAUGAAAAUCAAGAAAAGGGAGCAAAGUCAUCAGACGCUUAUCAAAGUGAGGAUGAAAAUGUUGAUGAUUAUGACGCUACUGAACCGGACGAGAAAGGAGAACGUAGAGAUGAAAACGAGAACAAUGCUUCUGAUGCAGAACAAUCUGCUGAUAAAGAUGUUGAGGAUCUUGAGUUAACACAUGAGAAUGACGAUACUGAAGAAAAAGAUGACAAUGAAAAAAGAAAUGGUGAAGAAUAUUUAAGUGAAGAUGAAGAUAAUCAAAAACAAAAUGAAAAACAAGAAGAUAAAAAUGGAGAGGGGAAUUCAGGUGAAAUGGAAAAAGAGAAAGAUGAAGAUUCAAAUGAUGAAUAUCAAAACAAUGAAGCAUUUAAUAAUGAAUUUGAGCCAGACGCAAUUGGUGAUACUGAAGGUACUCCAAACGCUGCUCGCCCCUCUGAAAUAAUUGACAAAGAACAAGAGGUAAAGAAUGAUGCCAGAACGCAGGGAGAAGAUAAAAAUUCAAAUGAUAAAAACGCAGAUGGUGAACAAAAUCAGAGAGAUUCCGCUGCUAGAAAUUCGACAAAAUCAGCACAACUGGAGACGGAUUCCCGGCAAAAUGAGGAAUUGAAUGAAGUUGAGCCAAGCAAGGAUAAUUGUACUAGUGGAAAUGAAAGAGGAGGUGAUAAUUCUGUUGAUGAAGAAAUGGAAGAAAAUGCUUUUGAUGAAGUUGAACAAGAAAAGUUAUCUGUUACCGGAACCUCAACACUUGAACAAGCAAAUCGAACUCGUGCAUUAUUUGACAUUUCUUUACGUCGUUUGCGUAAGGAGGUAAAAACAAAUGAAUUGGCAGAGAAUGCUUCUGACAGACAAAAUUUAAAUAAAGAAAAACAGAAUGAUGAGGCAGACGAUGAAAUUGAAAUGGAUAAUGAAGACAAUGCAUCUAUUGAAAUUAUUGAUGAUUCUUUUGCAAAGGAGGCACGAAAUGUUUUUCUUAACAUCACCGGGAGACAAAAUUUCAAUUUUGGAAUAAAUUCAAAUGAACUCAUUUCAAUGGACAAUUUAUGUAAAGAAUUCGAUAGGCUAGAACGAGAAACUCCGACUACUAGUAACGAUGAGGAUAUUCGACAACUUCAAUUGAAAUGGGCUCUUAUUUCUGAAAGUGUUACUUCUUUGGCUUCUGAAUUGGCUGAGUCUUUACGUUCAAUUAUUGAACCAACUGUUGCUAGCAAACUUCAAGGUGAUUAUAGAACAGGCAAAAGAUUGAAUAUGCGCAGAUUGAUAGCCUAUAUUGCUAGUGAUUAUCGAAAGGAUCAGAUAUGGAUGAGAAGAACAAAAUGUGCUAAAAGGAACUAUCAAGUCUGUAUUGCUAUUGACAAUUCUCAAAGUAUGAAGCACAAUCAUUUUACUGAGAUUACUUGCAAUGCUCUAUGUUUAAUUGAACGAGCACUCAGACAACUUGAAAUUGGUCAAUUAGCCAUAUGCUCUUUUGGUUCAAAUGUACACAUGCUUUCUGAUUUUUCAUCUGGCGAAGACUCUUCUCUUGGAUUACAGAUUCUUCAAACAUUUAAAUUUGAUCAACAAAGAACUGACAUUUCCCAAUUGCUUGAAUCCUCUAUAGCACUUUUUAAAAGCGGGAGAGAAUGUUCCAUACAAAUACCUGAACAAAUGCUUAUUAUUUUGGGUGAUGGAAGAGAUGUGCUUGCUAAUGGUAUUGCUGAUAUUAAAAAACAUUUGGAGUAUCUUGAACAUGACAGAGUUACUGUUCUCUUUCUAAUAAUGGACACAGCUGAACAAUCUAUAACAGAAGUGCGUAUAGCCGAUUUUGUUGAUGGAGGAUGCUCUUUCAGACCCUAUAUGGAAUGCUUUCCUUUUCCUCUUUACGCACUAGUGAGAAGUGCUAAUUCAUUACCAAGUACAAUUGCUGAAGCAAUUCAUCAGUGGUUUGAAUAUACAAGAAAUGAGUAA
This is a messenger RNA of Meloidogyne enterolobii, 7755 nucleotides long. The record is from the annotation of a GenBank genome assembly. NCBI's taxonomy places the organism in Eukaryota, Metazoa, Nematoda, Chromadorea, Rhabditida, Meloidogynidae.